AUGACCGACAUUGCAUCCAUUCUUGAGCGGGAAGGAAAGUACGAAAUGGCUGCGGAGAAAUACAGGGAGAUACUAGAGAUCCAGAAGGAGAUUUUGGGCGCAUCUCAUCCCAAUGCGGAUCCCGACACGCUUGCUAGUACGAAUCGCCUCAUGCUUGACCUCGUAAAGCAAGGAAAGUAUGGCGAGGCUGAGAAAAUGGGCUGGGAGAUACUUGCGCGACGACAGAAUGCACUCGGCCCAAAACACCCAGACACUCUGACGAGCAUGAGCAACCUUGCCGUUGUGCUAAAGAAACAAGAAAGGUACCCUGAGGCUGAGCAAAUGGCCCGACGCACACUGGAGCUACGAACAGGCGUACUCGGGCAAGACCAUCCGGACACGCUGAAGAGCCUGAACAACCUUGCAGUGCUUCUCGCUUGCAUGGGUGAAUACGGCAAAGCCGAGCUCAUGCUCAGAGAAACAGUCGUGCUCCGAGAAAAUCUUCUGGGGAAAGGGCAUUCUCAUACUGGUGUCAGUAGAGCCAACCUCGCAAGUGUGCUUGAGCUUCGAAGGCGUGAUGAUGGAAGUCAUGACGGCCGGUACAUGCGGGUUAAUCUCGAGAAACUGCAGCACAUCAGCGUAUCGGGGGUGAAUGAGCAGGCAGACAGUCUUUAG
Ilyonectria robusta is the source of this 654-nucleotide messenger RNA. Its product is annotated as Tetratricopeptide repeat-domain-containing protein. The transcript has 2 exons. Bases 1 to 654 code for a protein of 217 amino acids. Gene Ontology annotation, cellular component: kinesin complex. Gene Ontology annotation, molecular function: protein binding. NCBI's taxonomy places the organism in Eukaryota, Fungi, Ascomycota, Sordariomycetes, Hypocreales, Nectriaceae. The record is from RefSeq and is a predicted model, not a curated record.